GUUGCUAAAGUGCGCGGGUGCGGUAGUUCAUAAGAUUCAAAGAUUCAGAGCCCCAGAGAGGGAGCCCCCCCCCAACCCACCCACCACCCCAACUCUGUAUUUUUCGGAAACUUUAUUUUUAAGUCCCCCAUUUUUAGAGAGAGAAAGUGAAUUCAGAAAGCUACAGAGAGAGAGAGAGAGAGAGAGAGAGAGAGAGAGAGAGAGAGCUGUGUGAGAGUGUUGAGUGGUACUUUUUGGACUUGCAGGUUUUUGGAGUAGUGUGUCGGGGGUGUCUGAUUUCGGAGAGUGUUUUAAUGGGUUGGUUUUUUAAAUUCUGAAUUUUGGUUUUUUUUUAUUUUUAUUUUUAAGGUAGGGAGUUAUUAUAGUUAUUUGUUUCCUAUGUGAGAGAGAUAAGAACAGGAAAGCCUAAGAUUCUAAGAUCUUCUUUCUGUAUAUAUAGUUAUAUACACACAUAUACACCCUCCACUUCUCCCUCACUCUCCUCCUCUCUCUCUUUCUCUCUCUAGCCUUUGUUCUUCCUUUGUUUUCAGACAGCCGAGAAAAAAAGGAACAAGCUUUUUGGUGUUGGAGAUCACCAAUCCUCAGCAAAACCGAAAUGGAAGUUAGCAUGAGCUUUUCACAUGACAUGGAUGACGAGUACGGGAAGCUCAUCCGGCGAAUGAACCCACCAAGGGUUGUAAUCGAUAACGAAGCCUGCAAGAAUGCAACGGUGAUAAGGGUGGACAGUGCAAACAAAUAUGGAAUCCUUUUGGAAGUUGUACAAGUACUUACUGAUCUUAACCUUAUCGUGACGAAAGCCUACAUAUCUUCGGAUGGCGGCUGGUUCAUGGAUGUUUUUAAUGUCACUGAUCACGAUGGAAACAAGGUUACAGAUGAAGAAGUUUUGGAUUAUAUUCAAAAGUCUCUUGGUCCAGAGGCAUGCUUUGCAUCUUCAAUGAGAUCUGUUGGUGUGAAACAAUCAAUGGACAGUACUGUAAUUGAGCUAACUGGAAGCGACAGACCGGGAUUACUCUCCGAAGUGAGCGCUGUCCUCACCAAUCACAAAUGCAAUGUAGUGAGUGCCGAAGUCUGGACGCACAACACAAGGGCUGCAUCGGUGAUGCAUGUCACUGAUGAGGAGACGGGGUUGGCAAUUACCGACCCUCAGAGGUUAGCUAGGAUUAAGGAAUUACUCUGCAAUGUGCUAAAGGGCAGCAACAAAGCCAGAGGAGCUAGGACUGUUGUCUCUCACGCUGUUACGCACACUGAGAGGAGGCUUCACCAAAUGAUGUUUGCAGAUAGGGAUUACGAACGAGUUCAUGAUGGUGUCUUGGAUGACAAGCAAAGACCGGAUGUGAGUGUUGUUAAUUGGCAUGACAAAGACUACUCGGUGGUCACGAUUCGGAGCAAAGACAGGCCCAAGCUUCUCUUCGACACGGUUUGCACUUUGACAGACAUGCAGUAUGUGAUUUUUCAUGCUAGUAUUGACGCUGAGGGUCCGGAAGCUUAUCAGGAAUACUAUAUCAGGCAUGUAGAUGGAUCUCCUGUGAAAUCAGAUGCAGAGAGACAAAGAGUGAUACAAUGCCUCGAGGCGGCUAUUGAGAGAAGAGUAUCUGAGGGCUUGAAGCUAGAACUCUGCACUACUGACAGAGUAGGGCUGUUAUCUGAUGUCACUCGGAUCUUUCGAGAGAACAGCCUCACCGUAACAAGAGCAGAAGUUGCAACCAAAGCAGGCAAAGCUGUGAAUACAUUCUAUGUUCGCGAUGCAUCAGGCUAUCCGGUUGACUCCAAGACCAUAGAGUCCAUCCGGCAAGUAAUCGGGCAGACGAUACUCAAAGUAAAAGGCAACCCUGAGGACACAAAACCUGGUUCUGAGGAAUCUCCAACAAGGUUCCUCUUUGGUGGUCUCUUCAAGUCCAGAUCUUUCGUCAACUUCAAGCUGAUCCGGUCGUAUUCUUGAGACAUCGGUCGAGUCUUGUACAUAAGAACCCGUCUUAGUCGAAAACUUCACCAAAUUAACCAUUUUAGUGGUUUAAUUAUUGACUUACGUUUAGGAAAACAAAAGCAGCCAUUAUUGAAGGAAAAGCCAUAGAAGUCUGAAGUGCUUGUAAAUAUCUCAUCUUUUCAGCUUCUGCUUUUAGCCUUCAUCUGUUGCUGUGAUCCAACCUCACGUUGGAUCAUGAAAGCAAAGAAGGAUAAUCUGAUUUGUGUGAUGCCGGAGAAAGUCAGUUUUAGUGUUUUAAGCUCUGUACCUAAUAUUUCUCUAUUCGAUGUUACGGUAGCUUUUAUAUUUACCAUCAACCUCUA
This is a messenger RNA of Malus domestica (apple), 2286 nucleotides long. Its product is annotated as ACT domain-containing protein ACR4-like. The record is from RefSeq and is a predicted model, not a curated record. Lineage: Eukaryota; Viridiplantae; Streptophyta; Magnoliopsida; Rosales; Rosaceae.